Molecule: messenger RNA, 1936 nt
Organism: Hylaeus volcanicus
Lineage: Eukaryota; Metazoa; Arthropoda; Insecta; Hymenoptera; Colletidae
Product: mitochondrial glycine transporter-like
Exons: 8
Coding region: 803-1699 (298 amino acids)
Biological process (GO): glycine import into mitochondrion
Cellular component (GO): mitochondrion; mitochondrial inner membrane
Molecular function (GO): glycine transmembrane transporter activity
Source: RefSeq, a predicted model, not a curated record
AGAAAAUAAGUGGAGUUGCCUUUCUAUGUUACUCCAUGUUAGUCUAUACUCUAUGGUACAACAGAUACGAAUAAAUAAAUUAAAUUAUUUUUCUUCUUCGAAUGUAGUUAAUACUAUUUCAUUUUUACAAUGAACAGUAUUAAAAGACUCUUAUUAUUUAACUUUAGUAUGACAUAGAACAAGUAUUGUUACAGUAAGGUUAUUUUUUGCUCUCCUUCUGAAAGCUUAUCUAGCUUACAUUGUAUUUACCACUUUUAAUUGAUAAAUACAAACGUAGAUCUGGAGCAAAUAAUACGUAAUUGACCCUCGUUGAUCAUGCACGAUCACAUUCACAUCGCUAACAAAUAUCUUGGACACAAUGAAUUUGCAGGAAUAGAUAACAGAAAUUUUUAUCAGUCGCGUGACUUGUUACGAUCCCUUUGUUUCACAUUGCUGUUAACAAUUUUUGCAUUAUUCUUAUACAUUUAUCACACCUCGAGUUCACACGUGUUUUUAUAAUUAUAUUCACUUAUAUUAUAAAUAAUAAAAGUGAAUAUAAGUUGAACGCGACAACGUAUAAAUUCUUGAUUUCUAGCUUUUCUAGUUGUAUCCUAAUUAAGUCGUUUAACGAAGUAUUUAAUUGAAAAUUCUAAUCCAUAUACAUGCCAAUUUUUUUUUAUUAAUUAUAAGUAUACCUUUAUUGUAAAAGAUAUUAAGACACAUAUUGACCAUGUAAUGGAAUAAGUCACGUUUAACGUUAAGUCACGUUUAAUUCACGUUUCAGUUUGAUAUUCUUGGAUUUUUUGCUCGAUUAUGUUUUGAUAUGCAGGGUUAUUCUAUUGACCCCGAAAGUGGUGAAACGAAGAUAAGAGAAGACUAUCCUAUUUUGAAGUCUUUUCUUGCGGGAUCAGUGUCUGGUACUUUUUCAACUAUUUUAUUUCAACCAUUAGAUCUUAUUAAAACAAGACUUCAAAGUAGAGUAAACCUUCGCCUCGAUUCUGCAAACAGUGGAACAAUUGGAACAGUAAUCCAUAUAAUAAAGAAAGAAAAUGUAUUUGGACUCUGGAGGGGUAUGACUCCGUCCAUCACCAGAGUUAUCCCUGGAGUUGGAUUAUAUUUUUCAUCGAUGCAUUGGUUAAAACACACGUUCCAUUUAAAAGAUCCGAUUACACCUACAGAAGCAAUGUUGUUAGGUAUUACAGCAAGAUCUAUGUCUGGAGCUUUAGUAAUUCCAAUAACUGUAGUGAAAACACGUUUCGAAAGCGAUGUUUAUAAAUAUAAUAGCAUAAGGGAAGCAUUGAAGUUAAUUUACAAGCAGGAAGGAGUACGAGGACUUUCAAGCGGAUUAGUACCGACCUUAUUAAGGGACGCUCCGUUUAGUGGUCUUUAUCUCAUGUUUUAUACUCAAUUAAAAAAUAUUGUUGCGGAAACAGAUUUACCAGGCGAUAAAUCGUCAGCUCCGGUUCAUUUUAGUUGUGGGAUACUAGCAGGAAUAUUUGCUUCUAUCGUAACACAACCUGCCGACGUAAUCAAAACGAAAAUGCAAUUGUAUCCAAACGAAUUUACGGGUGUUCGCAGUGCAAUUUUUCGGGUUUACGAAAAAUACGGAAUGUUUGGAUAUUUCAAAGGCAUCGUUCCACGAAUGUUACGAAGGACAUUAGUGACCGCUAUGGCUUGGACUGUAUAUGAAGAGGUUACAAAAAGUAUGGGGCUUAAAUAAAAUUCUUCUAUUUAACGAUAUGCGAAUUUACGCACGACAAAAUGAAAGAUGCUCAACUAAAUGUUUACACUCGAUACACAGUAUUUUAGUUUGUACAGAAACGAUUUGAUUAUAGCAGAAAAUUGUAUUAUAGCAAAUAUUACUACUAUGUACAGUAUUUGGAUAGAGUAUCCUAUCGCUUGAUAACGUAUUAUUAAUGUAUAUACUUAUUUAAUAAAUUAUACAGUUUGUUCAAUA